CUGAUUGACAGUCAAACUUCAUAACCAAACUUUCUUAUCAAAGCUUAAAAGUGAAAACUCCAAAAUCAUUGUUAAUAAUCAUUUUUUAUUGUGAAAUUUACAAUAUAAUAAAUUAAGAAGAAGGCAAUAAUAAAAUAUUAGUGAAGUGCAUGAAAUUAAAGAAAAAGUUUUGAAAUUUCUUUUAAAACGACGCGUAAAAGUUUUGACAAUUGGCUUUGUUUUGUUUACUAAAAAGUGUUCUCAUGAAUUUUAUACAAAAAAUAAUUAGCAGGAUAUAAUUAAAAUUUUAUACUUAGUCUUGUAAAGAAAUGGACGACUUAUAUGGGAUCUGCAAUGCCAUUUUCCGGGGAUGCGUGGACAGUAUCAAAGGAAUUGCUGUGGUUUUUUAUCUUGACAGGGAAGUGAACAAAAAGAUCUCUGAGAGAUCUUCGCGGUCCAAAAGCACAUCGAAUGAGCGACUGAAUCAAGCGGCUGGUACUCCGUCAACAGUCAGAAGGUCCGGAAUUAACAAGGAAGCAACAAAACGAGAAGAGGAAUCAAUGGUGGGGAAGCGCGUCCUGCAGUGCUGUGCCUUAAAUGGGGGUAUCUUCUGGGCAGGCAUUGCAUUCUUCGAGUAUCUCCUGCUACCCAUCUUGGCCACCAUUUUAACGUACAUUUUCUCCGAAUCAUUUGGUAUGACCGUCUGGGGGUGGAUGCAACCCUUCUUUUCGCUCAUCUUCCAGGCAUGCUGGGUACUGCCUCUUUUCAUCAUCAGCAAAAUCGUCAAUAGCCUCUGGUUUCAGGAUAUCGCAGAUACGGCUUAUAAAUUCCGCAAAGGACGCCCUCAGCUCUUCUCCAGCACUAGCAAACUCAUUGCCGAUACACUAUUCAGUCUUAUCGUGCAGGGACUCUUCCUUGUGCAAAGUAUGAUUGUGAGCUUUCUGCCAGUAGGGUAUGUCGGUAGUAUCCUCUGCUUCUUGCACAUGUGCCUUCUGUACUCGCUCUACUCCUUCGAGUACAAAUGGUUCAAUAUGGGCUGGGAGCUGCACAAAAGACUUACGUACAUCGAGUACAACUGGCCGUACUUUUUCGGUUUCGGUAUCCCACUUGCCAUCGCUACGCAGCUACCGAGUUCUUUCAUUGUAAGCGGUUGCGUCUUCUCCAUCCUCUUUCCGCUCUUCAUACUCAGCAGCAACGAAGCUACACCUGUUUCUACAACAAAUCAAUACCCUCUGAAACUCUUCUCACCCGUUGUUGCCAUCUCCAAUACCCUCUUCAGUAGCAUUAUGCCUGUCCACCGGACACCCGGGGUGGCAACGCCCAGCCACCCGACUACCCCGCUGACCCAGAAGAGCAGGACAAAGUAGCCAACAGAGAGUCCGGGUGCUAAUUCAAGAUCUUGAUAGUGUGAUUUAUCAACAUGAAUACAUGACCAGGGGAUUUGACUCUAUGCAGGACACUAAUAUUUUGUGUUGGAUUUGCUUUUUGUGGGAAGGGAGGACAAUGAGAGGUUGAAUAAAAAGGGACUGAACAAUAACCAUAAAA
Lutzomyia longipalpis is the source of this 1524-nucleotide messenger RNA. RefSeq names its product etoposide-induced protein 2.4 (gene tank). Gene Ontology annotation, biological process: macroautophagy. The transcript is spliced from 4 exons. The record is from RefSeq and is a predicted model, not a curated record. Bases 309 to 1346 code for a protein of 345 amino acids. Gene Ontology annotation, cellular component: endoplasmic reticulum. Lineage: Eukaryota; Metazoa; Arthropoda; Insecta; Diptera; Psychodidae.